Molecule: messenger RNA, 1149 nt
Organism: Aspergillus wentii DTO 134E9
Lineage: Eukaryota; Fungi; Ascomycota; Eurotiomycetes; Eurotiales; Aspergillaceae
Exons: 7
Coding region: 43-1005 (320 amino acids)
Source: RefSeq, a predicted model, not a curated record
GCUUAUCAACACAACACACAUUGUUUAUAACAUCACCUGAAUAUGGCCGACCACUACCCAAAGCAUGUUGCGCUUGUCGCAACCAACCCGAAAAAAGCCCAAGGAAGCGAUCUAAUAUGCUUCUACGUUGAUGGGGGGAACAAAGUGUUGCAAAGUGGCUUUUCCAAAGCAACUUCAGAAUGGAGCAAGCCCAUAGAAGUUGUUCAGUCAGAGCACCCGAUCGAGCGAGUGGAAGCAAGUGUUCUGCACAAUGAGCAUGAGCCAAGUGUUCAUGACUAUCAGGCAGCGAGGCGUUUCGCUACAAGAGGAGAACAGUGGUUUGAUCCUGAGAGAGAUGGACAGAUUGGUCUGAUUUACAUAUCCGACGGCAUUGCAAAGCAAAUGGGAAGAUCUCUGGCAGAAACUGAAUGGAUGGAGCGUGACAUGCCGGUUAUCGCCAACGUCAUUCUGGCUUCGUCAACCAACACAUCGUCCGAAGUCUCUUUUUGCACUAGACAAAACGUUCGAGAUAGUGAAAUGUGCUGGCGAUCUGAUGUAACUGAAGAUCUUGAUUGGAGGACGGAUUUCCGAGUGGACUGGGAGGGGCUCAGCUUCUCGACAUGCAUGAACAGAACAUCUGUCAACUUUGUCACGAAGAAGCUCAACGAUGCCAAAAUUACAAGGUAUAACAUGGCAAUUGGCGAGAUGAGACGAUCUGUGUGGGGCGUAGCCGAGUCUUUCCCCGAUUCCAGGCUCGAGAUUGCAGCGAGAGACCCUCACAAACCACGUGUUUUUCUCUUCAAUGAGGACAGGAUUGUGGAAUGCCAGCAGGGUAACAACGUCAUCGACACUAUUGUUGAGUUUGAAGAGAAGAUACCGGAUGUAAGCGUUGCUGCUGUUGCCCUGGAAGAGAACGAGUCUGCGCCAUUCCCAAUCAUGCUUGUUUAUGGGAACAGCGGACUCACCAAGAGUAUUCUGUGGACCCAAAAGGGAAGAUGGAAGGAGACGCAUGAUGUCAGAUCAUGAUGCAACUCGAAAAUGCUAGCAUGAGGUGGCCUAUUGUUCAUAAUGAACGCCAAGGUGUUUUUGUAUGAGAUAUGAAUAUGAUUUGAUUUACAACUCCUCGAAAAAAUGACAGCAUUACUAUAUAGUAACUAUUGUAGGCUCCAG